This is a messenger RNA of Ictalurus punctatus (channel catfish), 1634 nucleotides long. RefSeq names its product protein arginine methyltransferase 2 (gene prmt2). Gene Ontology annotation, biological process: peptidyl-arginine methylation. Gene Ontology annotation, cellular component: nucleus. The transcript has 9 exons. The coding region runs from base 58 to 1311 and encodes 417 amino acids. The record is from RefSeq and is a predicted model, not a curated record. Gene Ontology annotation, molecular function: protein binding; protein-arginine N-methyltransferase activity. Lineage: Eukaryota; Metazoa; Chordata; Actinopteri; Siluriformes; Ictaluridae.
GAAGACUUCCUGAUUCCUGGGUUUUCCUGGUGGGAAGUGUGUGUGUGGUGUUUGUUUAUGUUGGAGAUGAGUGAAAGUGAGAACAUACACACUAACAGUAACAUUAUUACACAGGAGUUUAUAGCGUUAGAGGAUUUUAACGCUACAGGAGCAGAACAGUUGAGUUUCACAGCCGGAGACACGCUGCUGGUUCAUGAGCAGGUUUGUACAGACUGGUGGUGGGCCGAGCGGAGCGGCUGCUUCGGCUACGUUCCCUCAGCUUUCCUCCACCGAGGAGUCGAGGACGUGGAAGACGCCUGGCAGGACGAGGAGUAUUUCAGCACCUAUGGGACUCUGAAGCUUCACCUGGAGAUGCUCUCGGACCGGCCGCGUACCGAAACCUACAGACAGGUGAUCGUGAGCAACAGCGCCGCCCUGAGGGGGAAAGUGGUGAUGGAUUUGGGAUGCGGUACCGGCAUUAUCAGCCUCUUCUGUGGCCGUUUAGCACAGCCUGCAGCUGUGUAUGCGGUGGAGGCGAGCUCGGUGGCCGAACACACAGAGAAACUGGUGAAACUGAAUAGGUGUGAGGAUGUCGUGACCGUAUUUCGAUCCAGAGCUGAAGAUCUGAUGCUUCCGUCCAAGGUGGACGUCCUGGUCUCAGAGUGGAUGGGGAACUGCUUACUGUUUGAGUUCAUGGUGGAGUCUGUGCUCCGUGUGCGGGACCGCUGGCUGAAGGACGGAGGGAUGAUGUGGCCAUCUUCUGCCUCUCUGAGCCUAGUUCCCUGUCAGGCGCACGCUGACUACAGUCAGAAAAUGGAAUUCUGGGAAAAUCUCUACGGCCUGGACUUCAGCUGUCUGCAACCUGUUGCGCAGGAGGAGUUCUUCUCCAAGCCAAAAUUCAGCCAUCAGCUUGACCCUGACGACUGUCUCUCCACUCCAUGUAAUGUCAUCAGUCUGGACAUGCACACCCUGAGUGUGUCUGAUCUGGAGAAGCUGAGCGGAGAGUUCAGAUUCACCAUAGAAAGAUCUGGAACUCUGCAUGGCUUCACUGCGUGGUUCAGCACAUUCUUCCAUAGUUUAGAUGAGGGAGGAUCAUCACUGGAGCUCAACACCGGACCACACGCUGAGUCGACUCACUGGAAACAGACUCUGUUCAUGUUAGACGGACCAAUCGGAGUUGAGGAAGGCGACUGUGUGGGCGGGGCCAUCACGCUACAGAGGAACCCUAUUUGGAGACGGCACAUGUCAAUCACCAUAGAGUGGCGUAUAAAGAGGAGGAACGAUCCGACGUUCUGUGAGGAGAAGACAAAGCGUUUCCCCAUGUGGAGGUGACUCUCAGCUCAGGAUUCACGCAGUACAGCGCUGACGCACUCCUGCUGGACUGUCUACGUUGGUUUAUUUACUCCCUUAGCCUAAAAACUGAUAUUUUUUUUAUUUUUUUUUAAAUAUUGCUGACAAAAAAAGUGCAAAACACAAUGUUAAUUCCUGAAAUUGACUCCGUUAGUUCAAUAUGUUCAAUAGAUAGUUAUGUGUGUAACGUCUUAUGAUGCGUUCUGCUCUCAGCCAAUCGAAACACACGGUUUUAUACUGACAUAAGCGAUGUAUGUACUCAAUUUUUCUGAACUGAUGAAAUAAAAACAGUUCUUCGUCACGGA